Messenger RNA from Thalassophryne amazonica, 1397 nucleotides. It is a transcript of the gene xrcc4, whose product is annotated as X-ray repair complementing defective repair in Chinese hamster cells 4. The record is from RefSeq and is a predicted model, not a curated record. NCBI's taxonomy places the organism in Eukaryota, Metazoa, Chordata, Actinopteri, Batrachoidiformes, Batrachoididae. The transcript is spliced from 8 exons. Gene Ontology annotation, biological process: immunoglobulin V(D)J recombination; positive regulation of ligase activity; response to X-ray. Gene Ontology annotation, molecular function: DNA binding. Gene Ontology annotation, cellular component: nucleus; DNA-dependent protein kinase-DNA ligase 4 complex; DNA ligase IV complex. The coding region runs from base 114 to 1133 and encodes 339 amino acids.
CUGACGUGGCUGUUCAGCUGCGUCGCCUGAUGAUGACGUUGCCGGUCCGUGCUGAGACUGGAGCAGCAGGUUUGUUUUUAAAUGCCGUCUGAAAGUUAAAUGAAGUUGUCGAGAUGGACAUGUCUGUGAGAGAGAUCCACGUUAUGUCUGAGCCACAGUCUUCCUACUUCCUGCGGGUGGACUGGAAGGGGCGGGACUUAGGUUCAGGCUUCCAGCUGCUGCUGACAGAUGGACAGGAUGCUUGGAGAGGAGAUGUGAGUGAGGCAGCAGUGUCUGCUGAGGCAGAAGAGCUGGAGAUGGAGAAGGAGAAGUAUAUUCAGGACCUCCAGCAGGUGCUGACUGGGACAGAAGCCUCCACCAGCUACAGUUUUAGCCUGACACCUUCUCCGCCAGUCCAAAACUCUGCUGUUACCCUGGCCUAUGAGAAGGUGCAGAAAGACAUCUCGUUCAGGUUGGGUUCUGUUUUGCUGAAUGCAGACCCAGGGCCAGCGGAGGUGGUGAGAGAGUUACUUAUCCACAGUCUGCAGAGGGGCAACAAACUGCAGCGCCACAACCAAAAACUGGAGGAGCAGUACCAAAAAUUGAGACAAGAACAGGAACGCAUCAUUGCAGAACUGAAGGACUAUGCUGGUGUUAAGGAAGCCCUGGAGGCAGAGCUGUUCUCUAGAUUUGUCCUGGUUCUCAAUGAGAAGAAAGCCAAAAUCCGUAGUCUCCAGAACACCAUCUCACACCUACAGGAAGCGAGGACAUCUGGUGGACAGAAAAAGGGAGAUUCAAAAAAAUCAGUCCAAAUAACACACCAGGAGGAGACGGCUGACGAGGAUGAAUAUGGAUGCAGUACAGAUGAGGAGCCAGAGGGAGUGAAGUCCAGCUCAGACAUGACAUUACCAUCCCAGGAGUCACUUACUCCAAAACCUUUUGAUGUCAGCCUAAGUGACAUCAUAGAUGUGGCACCAUCUCGGAAACGGCGUGUCCGUCAUGUUGAGGCCCCAGACACCAAAGUGAAGCAUAGUAAUCCAAAGACGUCACCAAGACGCAGCAGUCACGGCCCUGCAGGAAGCAAUAAUCAGGAGGUCCCCCAGUGUUCCACACAUGCUACAACAGCAGCGGACGACCUGUUUGAGGACUUUUGAUGUUUUCUGGCUGUUACGGAUACUGCUGCCCUGCACUAAGACCUAAUAAUCACUGGAUAAUGUUUUUUUUUUUAAUCGGUAAACAGAUAUUUUUACAAUGUUCAAACUGUUUUUGGUUGUGUAACUUAUAGAUGAUGACACAAAUACUGAUACACUAACAAAUUAUUUCCGCUGUAAUGAGUGUUCCUGACUUGGUACUGAAUUGUUACAGCGUAUAUUUGCAAACCUGUUAUGUAAUAAACCAUGGGUGUGUGUAUAUUAUAA